AUGACCCGCGUCCAGCGCGCCUCCCUCCCAGUCCUUCUUCAAGGGAAGGACGGGCUGGUGGCGGGCAAGACGGGGACGGGCAAGACCCUGGCCUUCCUGGUGCCCGCCGUCGAGCUGUUGCGCCGGGCCGGCGUCGAUCCCGCACAGCGCGCCAUCAGCGUCCUCAUCAUCUCCCCCACUCGCGAGCUUGGAUCGAUCCACGCUGCAGCGAUGCAGACCGUGAAGGAGGCGUGGAUGCUGGCGGGCGGCCCGCGCGGCGACAUCAAGGUGGGGUGCGUAAUGGGCGGCCGCGACUUCCUCGCCGAGCGCCAGGAGAUGCAGGACGCCCCCGCCAUUCACAUCCUGGUGUGCACGGUCGGGCGGCUACUGGACCACCUGAAGAAGGACGACGCGCUGCGCACGCGCCUGGCCGACCUCCGCAUGCUCAUCCUGGACGAAGCCGACACGUUGAUGCAAACGACGUUCGAGCAGGAGAUGGGCGAGAUCUUGACCUUCCUCCCUCCCGCCGACCGAAGACAGACGCUCCUCUUCUCCGCCACCAUUCCAUCGACCAUCCCCGUUGAAGGGCUCAUAAGGGAGGACUACACGCUGGUGGAUGCCGUGGACAAGAGCGACGCAAUCACCAACGUCAACGCCACCCAGCAGUACCUCGUCGUGCCCCUCGCGGACACGGUGCGCGCGAUCUACUCGCUGCUGCUGCACCACACGACGACCAACGCCCGCUACAAGAUCCUGGUGUUCUUUGCCACGGCGCGGCUCACGCAGUUCAUGAGCAUGCUCUUCACCCAGGUCUUCCACAUCCCGACCCUCGAGAUCCACUCCCGUCGGGCGCAGGACAAGCGAACGGCCACCUCGGACGACUUCAGGAAGCAGGACAACGUCAUCCUCUUCAGCUCCGACGUCUCCGCGCGAGGUAUGGACUACGAGGACGUGACAUUUGUGCUGCAGGUGGGGCGGGCGUCGAACCGGGAGCAGUACAUCCACCGCCUGGGCCGGACGGCCCGCGCGGGCAAGGAGGGCUACGGCCUCCUGCUGCUGGCCCCGCACGACGAGUCCUUCCUCGCGGCCCUCCACGACCUCCCCAUCCUCCCCACCACCGCCCCAGCCGCCCACGGAGACACGCCGUUGCCGGAGACGAUGGUGGAGGAGUGGAAGCGAGGCGUGCACAGGCGGGGCGAGCUCAAGUCGCGGGCCGUGCAGGCGUACCAGUCGUGGCUCGGGUUCUACAACAGCCACAAGAAGCAGCUCGACUGGGACAAGGAGCGUCUCGUGGCCGAGGCCGCCCUUUUCGCGGUCGAGUGCCUCAAGUUCGCCGCGCCGCCCGCCAUCCUCCACUCCAUCGCCAAGAAGAUGGGACUCGGCGACGUCUCCUCCCUCCCUACCAAGAAGUGA
Acanthamoeba castellanii str. Neff is the source of this 1392-nucleotide messenger RNA. Its product is annotated as DEADbox ATP-dependent RNA helicase 31, putative. The record is from RefSeq and is a predicted model, not a curated record. Gene Ontology annotation, cellular component: mitochondrion. Gene Ontology annotation, molecular function: ATP binding; nucleic acid binding. The coding region runs from base 1 to 1392 and encodes 463 amino acids. The transcript has 11 exons. NCBI's taxonomy places the organism in Eukaryota, Discosea, Longamoebia, Acanthamoebidae.